Messenger RNA from Caenorhabditis elegans, 595 nucleotides. It is a transcript of the gene Y47D3A.13, whose product is annotated as DUF4349 domain-containing protein. The transcript is spliced from 2 exons. The record is from RefSeq and is marked reviewed. NCBI's taxonomy places the organism in Eukaryota, Metazoa, Nematoda, Chromadorea, Rhabditida, Rhabditidae. The coding region runs from base 79 to 489 and encodes 136 amino acids.
AGUCAUUCCUUCUGUGCGAAGAAACACAACAAAAAGAAGAAUAUGAUGGUUGGAUAUUUGGCUGGAUGUAUUGGCAUCAUGUUGGUGCUUCAAUUGUCAAUUGUCAAUUGUCAACUAGUGCCAAGUGAACGACACAAUCAGAAGAUAGCUGAACAGAUCAAUGAUUACAAUAAUGAUCCACAUAUCAUCAAGGCCGAGAUUUCUGCACCGGAUGUCGUUGUCAACAAGUAUACACUUCAGGAUAAGAACAUUUCUGCCGCUCUUAAGAAACAUGUUGCGGAAGCGGCGGCACACUUUGCAACAAUGACUGACGCUGACCGUGACGCCGCAGUUGUCCAACUACCAAAUGCAAAUCAUACUGGAAAUGGAGGAGGAGGAAAAGGAAAACGAUCAUCUGGCAUGAAAAUCGAUGUGGAAGGAACAAAGAAUCUGCAUAAGCAGGCGCUGGAAUUUCUCGACAAGUAUGAUGUUGAACUCCACGUGGAGUAGUCAUGGUCAAUGACGUCACUUGUUCGGAGUUAAUCUGUAUGCUUGUGUGUUGAUAUGAAGGUUUUUGUAUUUUUUUAUUAAAGAAUGAAGAGGUUGAAAGGACUUU